CGGCUACGUGGACUCGUGAAAGUGAAGGUGAACGUCGACGCCGCCCGGCUGCCGCUUUACCUGUCAGACAGGUGGGCCGAUGCUCGCAUACCUGUUGCUCCGCUUACCUGGUCUCCUCAACGCGAUUUCUGUCCCUCGACAACUGCGAAAUUGCGGAGAGAACGGUAAACGCGACGCGCGAUAAGCGGAUACUGUAUUAUUCGACAAGCUGUCAAAAACAGCUGACAAGUGUCAAAAGAGGCCGGACGACGAGUAUGGAGGCUCUAAAGAGGAAACUGGACGAGCACGAGCAGGGACAUCUCCUGAGAUUUUGGGAGGAGCUCACCGAUGAGGAUAGGAACCAGCUGGAGAACGAUGUGCAGGAAUUGGAUCUGCAAGAGACCACUGCGUACUUCAAAAGAGCUGUGGAAUCCUCCCAGUGUGUCGCUCAGGGUAAGCUGGAUGACAAGGUGCAGCCCAUCGAUGAGGGAAAAAUUGCCUCUGUCAGGACCUCGACCAAGGAGGAACUGGGGAGGUACGAGGACCUUGGUCUGACGGAGGUUGCUGAGGGUCGUGUCGCUGUGUUACUGAUGGCAGGUGGCCAGGGCACGCGUCUAGGGGUGACCUAUCCCAAGGGGAUGUUCGACGUUGACCUGCCAUCCCAUAAGACUCUCUUCCAGCUGCAAGCGGAGAGGAUACUUCGCUUGCAGAACAUGGCAGAGCAACGUUGUGGAGUACGUGGAGAGAUAACUUGGUACAUCCUUACCAGUGACGCUACUCAUGAAGCUACCGUGGCGUAUCUGAGCCAGCACGAAUAUUUUGGUUUGAAAAAAAGAAACGUCCGAGCCUUCAAGCAAGGUAUGCUACCGUGUUUCACCCUGGAUGGGAAGAUCAUUUUGGACGCCAAGCAUCGGGUCUCCAAAGCACCGGACGGCAACGGAGGAUUGUAUCGCGCGUUGAAGAACCACAGGAUACUGGACGACAUGGUUAAGCGUGGUAUCCGGAGCAUUCACGCGCACUCUGUGGACAACAUCUUGGUGAAAGUAGCGGAUCCUAUAUUUAUAGGAUACUGCUUGCUCUUCGAAACGGAUUGCGGAGUUAAAGUUAUUGAAAAAUCCUCACCCUCCGAAGCUGUUGGCGUAGUUUGCAAGGUGGAGGAUCAUUAUCAGGUGGUGGAGUACAGCGAGAUAACAAAGGGGACCGCGGAACUCCGUCACGAGAACGGACAACUGGUGUACAACGCCGCCAACAUAUGCAAUCACUACUUCACGGUUGACUUUCUGAAGGACAUCGCGUACUCUCACGAAAAGGACCUGAUUCUCCACGCGGCGAAGAAGAAGAUUCCUUAUGUCAACGACGAUGGGGAGAGGAUCACGCCGAAGGUCCCGAACGGUAUUAAGAUAGAGAAAUUCGUGUUCGACGUGUUUCCCUACGCGAGGAACUUCGCGGUCUGGCAGGGGACUCGUGAGGAGGAGUUCAGCCCGUUGAAGAACUGCGAUUCCGCCGGUCAGGAUUGCUCGAGCACCGCUCGCACCGAUCUGCUCAGUUUGCAUAGGAAGUGGCUGCUGGAUGCAGGCGCGAAGGACGUCGGCGACGACGUCGAGGUCUCUCCUCUGCUCUCGUACGCGGGGGAGAAUCUGCGUCACGUCGCGAACGAUCAGUCUUUCGCAGGGCCGAAAGUUGUUGAAUGAUCAAAGUACGAAAUGAAGAAGAUUCGAUGAUGAGCCUACGGCCUAUGCUGAAGCUCCUGGGUCCUUGUUUAAAUUGUUAGAUUGUGUCAGAGAAAGCACACGCUGAAAAUUCUUAGAUGUCAUGUUUAAAUGAAAAGAUAUUUCGAUGAAACUCUAUUUCAGAUGGCUUUGGCGCACUUUUAAAAUAUUUUUUGAGAAUUAUUCUUUUCCCUUGACAGUAAAACAUUUUUAGUGUGUAUUUUCUCGCCUCUGACGUCAUAAUUUCAACAUGAUCGGCGAGGAGCCAGAAGCCUUAAUGAAUUAAAUCUCGGAAAACACAAUAUUGACAUUUACAUUCCUGUGAUGAAGUAAGAUUAUAAAAAUGUAAGUAAUAUCGAUUUUUAUAAUAAUUGUAUUUUGUAACGAUGACUUCGAGAUCUAUAUACUAUUUAGAAGCUUUCAAAAUUGAUUAUUCAGAGAGAUAAAAGAAGAAGACAUGUAAAGUUUAUAAACAUGAUAUUAACUGUGCAUCGAAUUUUUUCGGCUAAUAUAAAUUGAAAUAUAAUAUAUAUAAUUUGGUGAUAAUCUCACAAUAUUGUAAGUGUUAAAAAAAAAAAAAAUAUAUAUAUAUAUAUAUAUAUAUAUAUA
Messenger RNA from Nylanderia fulva, 2297 nucleotides. The record is from RefSeq and is a predicted model, not a curated record. NCBI's taxonomy places the organism in Eukaryota, Metazoa, Arthropoda, Insecta, Hymenoptera, Formicidae.